Molecule: messenger RNA, 863 nt
Organism: Oncorhynchus nerka (sockeye salmon)
Lineage: Eukaryota; Metazoa; Chordata; Actinopteri; Salmoniformes; Salmonidae
Product: hemoglobin subunit alpha-2-like
Exons: 3
Coding region: 290-721 (143 amino acids)
Biological process (GO): hydrogen peroxide catabolic process; oxygen transport
Cellular component (GO): hemoglobin complex; blood microparticle; haptoglobin-hemoglobin complex
Molecular function (GO): peroxidase activity; haptoglobin binding; heme binding
Source: RefSeq, a predicted model, not a curated record
UCCUAUAUGUCUAUGUCAAACGCGUAAGGAUGUGCUGUGUUACCAUACAUAGCCUAAAGCGAUAAGGCAAGACAACACCCUAAAUUCACAGAACUGAUGCUCCAUCUCACUCCAUCAUUUUACUCAAUUAUCUCAUCAUAGCCAAUAGAAAACGAGUAGAGGUGUGGUUUCGUGACAUAUGUGUCUUGGGCCAUAAAAUAGGUGUCGGGAUCCGUCUAACUCCAGACCCUUCUAAAGCUUCAUUCAUCCUCUGAAUAUCUUGUGUGGUACAGCAGAACCUCUUGCCAAAAUGAGCCUGUCAGCGAAGGAAAAAGUAAUCGUCAAGGACUUCUUUGCGAAAGUCUCCAGCAGGUCGGACGAGAUCGGCGCCGAGGCUCUCGCCAGGUUGAUCGUGGUGUACCCCCAGACCAAGUCUUACUUCGCCCACUGGAAGGACCUGAGCCCCAACGGCGCUCCGGUUAGGAAGCACGGCAUCACGGUCAUGGGUGGCGUUUACGAGGCGGUGAGCAAGAUCGAUGACCUGGCCGGUGGUCUUCUGAACCUGAGCGAGCUGCACGCCUUCGUUCUUAGAGUUGACCCUGUCAACUUCAAGAUUCUGUCCCACUGCAUCAUGGUGGUCUUGUCCAUGCUGUUCGCGGAGGAAUUCACCCCUCAGAUCCAUGUUGCGGUGGACAAGUUCCUGGCGCUGGUGGCCCUGGCUCUGGCCGAGAAGUACCGCUAAAGGACCAAUCAGCACCAACACACACCAACACGCAGCACUCACAUCUGCUGUGGUCCUCAGUGUGGAAAUAAAAGGUCUUCUUUACUGAGAAAUAAAAAGUGCAAUCAAUGAAAUCGAAAGUUUCGAUGGCCUUUCUUUGUAC